AUGACAUCUAACCGCCUCUGUUUAAAACCCACCUGUGAACCAACAUUAACCGAAGAAAUAAAAACAAUACCCCAACCCAAACCCCGCUUUGUCAAAGAAACACCACCGCUACAAUUCGAAGAAGGACAACCCAAACUCGAAAAACAAAUUUCACCUGUCACGGACGAUUUACUCGAUGAGGAAGAGCCGGCGGUACCCGAGACUUAUUCCGACAAGAAAAAGUUCUGGGAGAACGUGACCAAAGACAGACGAAUGAGUUUGCACGAAGGACCACCUCCUGAGAAGGACUUGGUGAAGAAGAGGAUUUCGGUGCACGAAGUUCCUAUUCCGAAACCCCGUUCUCAAGUACAAGUUACGCCAAGCAUAGAGGAGGCGGCACCGUCCAAAAUAGAUGAGGAGCCAGAAACCAAAAUCAUGUCGGAAUACCAAGCCUCAUUCCAGCCGCCGAGCGAACGCAAAUCUAAAUCACCGCCCAAAGUCGAAUCAGACAAAGAAAGUACCGAUUCGGAAUCGGACAAUCUCGCUCACAGUGGUACCAACGAGAACGCCGGUUACAUUUCGGACAGCGGAGAUGUGGACCACUAUAUUUCCGAUUCCGAAAUCGAAGAUCGUGUCCCACAAAUUAGGGAAAGACAGAUGAGCGUUUUCGCGCCACCUGUAGCGGCAGCUCGUAAAACCAUCUACGAAAGAUCUGCUUCGUUGCCUACUGAGGAUAUGUACGAAGUUUCAGCACGAAGCAUCAAAUUACGGAAACAGUAUUACGAAGAACAGAUCAAGAAGGAAAUGAUCGAAGAGCAGCUAACGAGCGAAAUCGAAGAGGAGCCCUCACCUGAACGCAAAACGUUGAUCGGCUCCUUGGUCCAGCAAAUUAGCGAAGAGAAAGUGCCCGUUUUAGAUAUAGCGAGAUCCUUCGAUGAGGCAACGAAGAAGGAAGUCUCUUUUGAAGAUCACCGUCAAGCGCACAAACCCGAAAAGACUAUAACGCACAUUGAGGAUGAAACACCGAUUUCACAACAAUUCCAAGAAACGCACAAAGAAAUCGAUGCUGAUGCUCAAACCAAACGGUCCUCUUUAGGUUCAGAACAGAGUUCCUCGUCGGAUAUUGACAGGGCGACGAGGAACGGAAGUACUUUAAAACCAGAUGCUAUGGAAGUACACGUAGACAAGAGCGAAAUAGAGGAUUCAGAAAAACUUGCCGAUUUAGACCAAGACGCCACCGAUCUCGAAACAAAAUCUUUAGAUUCUCUAAACGCAGAGAUGCCACCGAAGUCGGCGACUUUCAUGGAUGAUAGUAUACCCGAAAUCACUGUAACUCUGUCCGGGAAACAAAGACGCAUUAGUGAGGAAAGUGAUGAGUAUGCACCAAAGUCAGACAAGAAAACAGAAUUGGAUUCACCCAUACACGUUCCUGAAGAGCACGUCGAGGACACCGUUUUGGAAGUAUCGGUUCAAUCCCAACCGGAAGCUCAUUUUGACGAGAAAUGA
Molecule: messenger RNA, 1485 nt
Organism: Zophobas morio
Lineage: Eukaryota; Metazoa; Arthropoda; Insecta; Coleoptera; Tenebrionidae
Exons: 2
Coding region: 1-1485 (494 amino acids)
Source: RefSeq, a predicted model, not a curated record